Eleginops maclovinus (Patagonian blennie) is the source of this 1354-nucleotide messenger RNA. RefSeq names its product surfeit 6 (gene surf6). Gene Ontology annotation, biological process: ribosomal small subunit biogenesis; ribosomal large subunit biogenesis. The transcript has 4 exons. Gene Ontology annotation, cellular component: nucleolus. NCBI's taxonomy places the organism in Eukaryota, Metazoa, Chordata, Actinopteri, Perciformes, Eleginopidae. Gene Ontology annotation, molecular function: RNA binding; DNA binding. The record is from RefSeq and is a predicted model, not a curated record. Bases 132 to 1181 code for a protein of 349 amino acids.
ACCACUUCCGGUUUGUGACGCUGCGCCCCGGUGUGUUUGGCCACAUGUUUCAGAAGUGUGUUGAUAUUUUCUGUCAGUCUUUAUUGUGUCUUUUUGGAUAAUUUCAGAGACAGCUUCACGCUUUAUCCAUCAUGAUGGACCUCGCGGCUAAAGACUCGUACAUGCAGAAGUUUGCGAUUAAAGUCUUUUCUCAGCAAGAACAGGAGCCGAAGAAGAGACCGUUUGCUCAUUUCAAGGGUAAAAGUGAGACUGGUCCUCCAAAGAAGAAGAAGUGUAAAAAGAAAAGUUUUAAAGAUGAGAAGAAGCCUAAUCCCAAAUCCCUACAAAAGCCCUCUCCUUCAACGGCUGCACAGAAAGGCCCCCCCGCGGCAAAACAGCCAAAAACUCAAAUAAAUGGAUCUACAACGCCAGCGCCUAAAGGAGGAAUUGUACCGUCCAACUUCUCCACCGUCGAUGUUUUACGCAAGAGACUUCAUGAAAAAAUUGAGGAGUCCAGAGGGCAGGGAGCCCCGAAGAACGCAGCGUCAGAAGCCGUGCAGGCAAAGCGAGCAAAACGAAAGAUGGAACGGGAGCGCAAGAAGAGGAAGAGGAAAGAGUUUCGGCUGAAGAAACUGGCAGAAGAAAAUGCCCAAGAACCGCCGGCGGAGAUCAAAAAGGAACCUGAGCCGAGUCCCGCUGCGAGCAAAAGAAAUGUAUCAGCUAUCGUCUUCAACAAGGUGGACAUGGUGGAGGAGGAAUAUGUAGACAAAGAGAAGAAGAAGAAGCAGAAGAAGCAGAGCGUAAAGGGCCAGAUAACACCCCUGCUGGGGAAGAACUACAAGCAGCUGCUGGGCCGCGUCGAGGCUCGCAAAGCAAAAGUGAACCAGCUGAGGGAGAAGGAUGAGGAGAAAGCCAAAGAAAUGGAGAACAAGAUAAAGUGGACCAACGUGCUGUACAAGGCCGAAGGACUCAAAAUCAAAGAUGACGAGAACAUGCUGCGCUCCUCGUUAAAGAAGAAGGAGAAGAGGGGCGCCAAGAUAAAGAAGCAGUGGGGCGAGCGAAGCGAGAACAUUGUGGGGAAGAUGCAGAAAAGGCAGGACAAGAGACGGAAGAACAUCCAGAAACAGAAGAAGGCCAAAACGGAGAAGAAGAAGGAUAGAGCGAGGAAGAGAGGCAGAGUGCUGCCUGGGGACUUGAAAUGAGCAGCAGCGAGUUCGCUGUUUCAUAGGUUUAAAUAAUCUCUUUUUAUGGCAGUAUCAUUUGUAAACAUGAUACAUAAAACAUGUUGUACCUUCAUUCUUGUAAAGCAGUAGUAUGAUGUCUGUUGUGGUCAAUAAAAUGUGAUCUUCACAAGAUAGACAUGAAGGAAAACAUU